AUGGACAGUUCAGAUGCGGAUCUAGAUAGAAUUGAGGCACAAAGCUCAACGGAUGUGUCUCAUGAUCAAGAGAACGGAACACACUUACCCAUGGACGACAUACUUGGUUCACAAGACUUCUCUCAAAGCGAAGGAGAUGGCGCCACGCCUCUUACGGGAGACCGUGAAGUAGUAGUGCAACGGUUACUUGCUAGAUUUAGAUUGUCGGAUACUCUCCCUGGUGAAGAUGUCGAGAUGACUCCGGAGACUUUUAGUGGAAUAAGUGAUGGGAACAAAGAAUGUAUGGAGAAGUUGGUAAGGGAUGAAACCCCAAUUGCACGUCUCAGGAGCAGUACAGGAGAUUCGAUUCUUCAUCUUGCUGUUACAUGGGGUCAUCUAGAACUAGUAAAGGAUAUUGUCAUUCAAUUUCCACGCCUUCUAUUAGCCAAAAAUUCAAGCGGUCAGACACCACUUCAUGUGGCUGCUCAUGGGGGUUAUACUCCUAUUGUUAAGUUUUUCGUUGCAUUGGUAGCAUUAGCUUCAUCAAGACUGUGCACCGAAGAGAUUAAGACUCUGAAUCCCUUUGUUCUCAAAGACGAAGAUGGAAAUACAGCUCUGCACUUGGCCAUUGAAGGACUUUAUUUCGAGGUGGCUGCAUAUCUGGUGAACGCGGACAAGGAUGCUCCUUUACUUGGAAAUAACAAGGGAGUUUCUUCCUUGUAUAUGGCAGUAGAGGCUGGAAGGAUAUCCCUUGUGAAAACAAUUUUGAAAAAUGCAGGCAACUUAGAUUCGAAAUUGCAAGGGAGAAAACAUCUUGCACAUGUUGCUUUGCAGGCCGGGAGUCUAGGUAUCCUUGAUGUUAUUCUGAAUGAAUACCCAACUCUUGUAGACGAGCGAGAUAGUGAAGGAAGGACGUGUCUGUCCUUCGGAGUAUCCAUAGAGUAUUAUGGAGGAGUACACAAGAUCUUAAACCAAUCACCAAAGAGUGUUUACGUCCGCAACAGUGAUGGUUCAUUUCCAAUCCAUACGGCUGCAGAGGUUGAUAACUCAAUACUUGUCAGAAAAAUUUUAAAACGUUGUCCAGAUUCAAAGUACCUGCUUAAUAAACUUGGUCAGAACGUGCUUCACAUUGGAGCAAUGAGUGGGAGCUACUCGGUUACAAAAUUCUUGAUGAAUAACAAAGAUACGGAACAUCUUGGUGUUGGGCAAGAUAUGAACGGGAAUACACCAUUGCACCUUGCCAUCAUGAACUGGCACUCUCAAUGCAUUACUUUUCUUGCCAAGAGUAGCAAGAUACUAAAUUUACGGAACAAAAGCGGUUUAAGAGCUAAGGAUAUUGCCGAGUUAGAACUGAAACCUAACUACAUCUUUCAGGAGAGGUGGACAUUGGCUCUCUUAUUAUACACUAUUCACACAAGGGGUUUCGAAUCUGUAGACUCAUUAACAAGACCGGCAGAGCCACUAGACCCUAAGAAUAACAGAGAUUACGUUACGUCAACACUCUUCUACUCGUUGCUGCUCUUGUCGCCACAAUGACGUUUGCUGCAGGUUUUACAAUACCAGGUGGAUUUAACAGCUCUGCUCCACACUUGGGCAGGGCAACCUUGGCUAAUAACCCAACCCUCUUCAU
Messenger RNA from Capsella rubella, 1609 nucleotides. Its product is annotated as protein ACCELERATED CELL DEATH 6. Lineage: Eukaryota; Viridiplantae; Streptophyta; Magnoliopsida; Brassicales; Brassicaceae. The record is from RefSeq and is a predicted model, not a curated record. The transcript is spliced from 3 exons. Bases 1 to 1515 code for a protein of 504 amino acids. Gene Ontology annotation, molecular function: protein binding.